AAGAAAGGCCGAGGGGGCCUGGCAGCGGGAGAGGAGAAGAAAGCGGAGCCGGGAGGCGAGGCGCCGUCCAAUGACAAAGCCCAGGGGUGGGCGCCGGCCGCCAUCUUGCACCGGCGGCGGCGGCGGCGGCGGCGGGAUCCCCCGCGUCCUCCUCCGCCCUCGGAGGGGGAGGGGCGGCGGCCGAGGCGAGAAAAGUAGCGAAAGGCGCGCCGGGCGGUAGGCGCCUUCAGCGGCGGCCGCCGCCGCGGAGCCGAGCGCGGGGAGGAGCCGGCGGCGGCGGGGCCCGGCGGGCGGGCGGGCGUGCGGCGGGCGCGGCGGCCUCCGAUGCGGCGCUCCGGGAAGAGGCGGCGGCGGCCCCCGGCGGCCCCGGCCCCGGCCUUCCGGGGCGGCGGCGGCGGCGGGAGGGCCGGCGGCGGCGCCGGGCCGCAGGCGCAGGAGGAGAAGGUGGUGUACUCGCGCUCGCAGCUGUCGCUGGCCGACACCACCAAGGCGCUGGGCGAAGCCUUCAAGCUGUUCAUGCCGCGCAGCACGGAGUUCAUGAGCUCGGACGCGGAGCUCUGGAGCUUCCUGUGCAGCCUCAAGCACCAGUUCUCCCCGCGCAUCCUGCGCAGCAAGGACGUCUACGGCUACGCCUCCUGCCGGGCCCUGGUGCCCGAGCCGCCCGCGCCCCCCGCCCGCGGCCCGGCGCGCAGGCCGGCGGCCCGGAGGGCGGCGCGGAGGAGGCGGCGCGGAGCGCGGGCGGCCGCCGCCCGCAGGAGGAAGCCGCCGCCGCCCCCGCCGCCGCCGCCGGGCCCCGGGGAGAGCCGCGCGGCCGAGCCCGGCGCCCUCGGGCCCUGCUUCGGCGGCCGCACCCUGGAGGAGAUCUGGAGGGCGGCCACCCCGACGCUCACCACCUUCCCCACCAUCCGCGUCGGCGGCGACGUGUGGGGCGAGCGCGGCCUGGCGGCGGUGCGGCGCCGGGCGCGCCAGGUGCUGCGGGUGAACCUGGAGCCCGUGGUGAGGCUGCGCCGCUUCCCGGUGCCGCGGGCGUGAGCCGCGGCCCCCAGACCCCCCGCCUCCCCGACCCUCGGACGGACGGAGCUCCCGCCUGCUGGGAUGGACAAGUGUCAGUCGAGUGUUUACAGACCCGGCCAGGACUCCGUCCCCCAGUGCACUUUACGGGCGAAGAAGGCGAGGAAGUCACCGGACGGCGCGCCCCCGGCCCUGCGCCCCUGCACGCGGCGCCGCCUGCCGUCGGGGACCCCGGGACCCCGGGCUGCGGAGGGAGGACACCGCUGGCCCCGCCGGAGGGGCCCCCCCCGUCUUCUGACCCCACCACCUGGGACUCCUGCCGGGGCAGAUCGAUCCCUUCUCUCCUCCUUUCGGACUCUACCUCACUGGUCUGCAAGCCCUCCGAAGAAGGAAUUUAUUUUUCCAAAGGAAUUUGGUUUCGUGCUUGUGUAAUAAAGUCAGAAUUCACCCCUUUUUUAUACCCCUCCUCUUCCUCGAUACCCUUCUUCUUUUUUUUUCCUCUUCCUCUUUGACUGCCACCCCUCUUCUGGACAUGUUUUGUGGUGUUGCACUAGUUUGUGCUCAGGGUAUUCUGGAUCCCACUCGUCUCCUGAUGUGAACUGGAUUCCAAUGCGUUGACCAAGGAUGUUUCCUAAGCGACCCAAGCUUAUGACUCUUGAAAUCGUUGCGAGGAUUUUGUACGGCUUUUGAACUUCGCUGGGCGCAGUUGUGAUUACAAGCAGAGCGAUGCAAAAAAUAACAGCUGUGUUAAUUAUAUUUUAAGGUGUUUCUAAAGAUGUUUUCUAUUGAAACUUAAAAGUUUAUAUUUACUGAGCUUCUAAAGAAAAAUGGUAGAAACUCAAAGUUUUGUUUAGGAAAAGUUGACUUGUUAAAACUUUUAAACAUUGAAUAAAAAAAAAGUGCAUUGAAACCACCUGGCUUGUGAUUUUAAAAAAAUAUGAAUGCAUUAGUAUAAAAAAACACGUGUUGGUUAAAGAAAUGGAAUCCGAUUAGAAAUGAUUUGGCCUCCUUGUACGGUGUAACAUAUAAAUCCAGGAAUAUUUCAAGGAUAAUUUAUUUUAAAAUGGGAGUCCAAUAGGAGAAAUGGAUGAUCCAUUUUUGUGAUUAAAAUGAUAGAAUACUCACUAAAAUCCUCGGAAUACAGUCUGGAAGGGGGGGGGGGGCAUUUCUUGGUAUAAGUACCUGGUUGAAGUUUCUCGGGGCAAAGUAGACCUAAUUUUCUCUCUCUCUCUUUGUUGUUGGAUAAUAAGAAAUGUCCAGACUAAUAGCACCACUUUUAUAAACAUGUUAGUUGACUUUUUUGCUCCACCAGUUAACUUUUUUAUCUUUUUUUCACUUACAUUCAUGUUUGCAGUUACGGGUCUUCGGUAACUGAAGACCACAGGCAACCACACAGAGUUCUGACGCUCCUUUUACACUUUUAUAAUACAUAGUGUUUAUACCGUAAUGGCCCAGCGUAUUACUCUAGAUUAUUCAAGUGCCUUUGGUCAUUGGUAGCAGCAAGACUUAAUGGUUUUGAGCCAGUGGUGCCACAGCCAGAUUUUACUGUAAUAUCUAUAAAGGGUCAAGUAGUGUUUUUGUACCACUAUCAUUUCAAAUUUGAGUAUUCUGCAAUGGAGCGAUCUGUACUGGGCUGGAACUUGACAUAUGUAAUACUCAAUAGUAAGGUCUAUCUCUGCUUGGUAGCUUCUUAGGAGAAAAAGGAGAGCUGCAAUUUUUACUCUUGUGUUCUUAGAAUUUAAAUGGUAUAGCUUUCUGAAAUGAUUUUCCCUCCCUCCCCACCCCCCAAGUUUAAUAGUCCAUGGUAGGAGCUUUGUGACUUCAAUUUCAGUGUAUUUGUUUUGUUAAAAAAGUAUUUUAUAUAUACACACAUAUAUAUAUAACUUUAUACCACUUUUUUCCAGUAAAGCAUCAUAUUCUUUUAUUCACUAGUCAGCAGUAAUGCAUUGUUACAAACACUGUCACGUGAAUAAAUAAAAGUGAAUAAUUGGAAGAUGGAGAAUAUUAAAUUAUAUUUGUGUGAUAGGAAGCUUACCUAUAUUCUUUUGGUUAGCUUCCACUGCCAAUGAUAUUUCACUUAUAUAGGGUUUCUCCUCAUCCGUUCCCCUCUCCCCCUCUAUUGACUUUGGCUAACUAGCACCUGAGGGGGAAGACAUUUGUAUUUGUACCACUUCACUUUGUAUAUAGUUUUAUAAUAAUUAAGAAAUCUAAUGGCCAUAUUAGAAUAAUUUCAACAUGCAGCUUAUCUAGAUAGUUUCCCAGAGGAUUUUGAAAUUAAGACUCAGCUGGGAGGAUAACUUCCCUCGGCACAAAACAAACGUUCACUGACACCAUGCAUUUAUUGUAACAGAUUCUUAAUAUAUUUUUUUCUUUUAUGCCUUGUUUCUUUAGUAUACUUGAACUCACAUAAAUGCUUCUUUGGAUUACUUGGGCUUUCUGACUUUUGUUUGGAUAUAAUUGCCCUUCCUGAAUACAGUGUUAUUGGAUUGACUAAAAAUUCAUGCCAUUUUUAGUUUGUAAAAAUGAUGUAAAAAAAAUCAUUAUUUUGCCAAGGUUAGCAUAUGUUACACCUUCUAAAAUGUGAAGAAACAGCUAAUAAUAGUUUAUUAGCAUAUGAAUAGGAAAGUGAAAGUAUUUUAUGGGUACUUUGGGGCAGAAUGUGAAGAUGAACUUGGCAUGGUGGCCUUCACUGUGAGGCAGCCAUUUUCUGUCCUCUAACAUGAGUCUGUAGCUUAGCUUGUAGGUAGUUUUUGUAAGAAACCCUGUGAUCUUGAUGCAUUCUCUUACCUUCUCAUAUCUCACAUGGCACAAGUAGAGAGGGGAAGCCAGAAGGAAGUGUAUCACCUUGCUAUACUUCUAAUUCGUUUUUAACUCUUGAGUGCCUAAAUGUGGUGACUGGCACCUUAAAAUAACCUUUUGAAAUUCCCCAGGUCAUUUUUUUAUCCUUCCUGUCAACCAGCAACUUAUUUUUAUGUUAUGAUUGUUGAGGGCAAGUCUCAUUGUUGAUAGUGCAAAGUGUCAUUGUUGGGAUGUGUAUUUAUUUUGUCAAAGUUUGAGUACCCUCUCGGGCAAGUGUAACUUAAGCCGGUGGCUGACACCUAUUGAUUUGCUAUGUGCAAAUCUGAAAACUCUUCAAUAAAAAACAAUUAAAAAAACAUUAAAAAUAUUUGAAUACAAAAAACUGAGCAAUUUUGAACUCUAGAGUUUUUUGUUGUUUUAAGGGAUGCCACAGCACCCUUUAAAUUGUGUGUUUUUUUAAUGGACAUAUAUUCAUAAUAUUUUAUCAGUGUGUAAAAUAUUUCUUGAUGGGCUGUUAUGUCUUAAGUGCAUUAUAAGGCAAUUAUUUGUAAUGGAAGUGAAUGUUUUUGGACAGUUUGAUGUGCAUAUGAGUAAGAUUUUACAAUCUGGUUGUACUUUGCUUUUUAAUUUAUUAACUGUAAAUAAAUUUUAGAAAAUA
Molecule: messenger RNA, 4468 nt
Organism: Pipistrellus kuhlii (Kuhl's pipistrelle)
Lineage: Eukaryota; Metazoa; Chordata; Mammalia; Chiroptera; Vespertilionidae
Gene: CCDC71L
Product: coiled-coil domain containing 71 like
Exons: 2
Coding region: 325-1032 (235 amino acids)
Source: RefSeq, a predicted model, not a curated record